AUGGCACAGGCAAAGGAUCAGCAAUUUGGGCAAUCCCAAGGCACUAAUUCUGCCCUCCAAAGGCUGGACACAUUGGCCAGUCGUUUUUUUUGCAAAUAUCUGAAGGUAAACCAAGAGAAGGCACAGGAGAGCGAAGGGCCGCAUGUUUCCGAUUACACUGCCGUUUGGGAUGGGACAAUGAAAGAAUUCUUAGCAAAAGCCAAAGAGGAUUUCUUGAGAAAGUGGGAAUGUCCACCACAGAGCACAACUUGUCUCGAUGACUUCGAGCGACUGAAAACUCUUGGCACAGGUUCAUUUGGGAGAGUUAUGUUAGUGAAACAUAAAGGAACAGAGCAAUACUACGCAAUGAAGAUCCUCGACAAACAGAAGGUAGUGAAGCUGAAACAGAUUGAACAUACGUUAAAUGAGAAGAGAAUAUUGCAGGCUGUGUCCUUCCCCUUCCUUGUCAGAUUGGAGUAUGCCUUCAAGGACAAUUCAAACUUGUACAUGGUUAUGGAGUACGUUCCAGGCGGGGAAAUGUUCUCACACCUCAGACGAAUCGGAAGGUUCAGUGAACACCAUGCAAGAUUCUACGCAGCUCAGAUAGUGCUCACGUUCGAGUACCUGCACUUUCUAGACCUCAUCUACAGAGACCUGAAACCAGAAAACCUUCUCAUUGAUCAGCAUGGGUACAUCCAGGUGACAGACUUUGGCUUCGCUAAGAGAGUAAAAGGUCGAACUUGGACAUUGUGUGGCACACCGGAAUACCUGGCUCCGGAGAUCAUUCUCAGCAAGGGCUACAACAAAGCUGUUGAUUGGUGGGCCCUUGGAGUCCUGAUCUACGAGAUGGCGGCUGGGUACCCUCCAUUCUUCGCAGACCAGCCCAUACAGAUCUAUGAGAAGAUUGUGUCUGGCAAGGUACGAUUCCCCUCCCACUUCAGUUCAGACUUGAAGGACCUGCUGAGGAAUCUGCUUCAGGUCGACCUAACAAAGCGCUUUGGCAAUCUGAAAAACGGGGUAAAUGACAUCAAGAACCACAAGUGGUUUGCUACAACAGACUGGAUCGCUAUCUAUGAGAGAAAGGUCGAGGCCCCCAUCAUACCAAAGUGUAAAGGACCAGGGGACACAAGCAACUUCGACGACUACGAAGAAGAGGAAAUCCGUGUGUCAGAUACUGAAAAAUGCGCUAAGGAGUUUAUGGAGUUUUAGUGUGAGAAAGGGUUGAUUUAAGGCUCAUUACGUUCUAGGGAACUUUGCACUCCUCCUUCGAAGGCGAGAGCGGGGCCGUGACCGUCAUACGUGUUAAAACCAAUCCCCUUUGUCCCUUCAUUCCACAAGACUGAAAGAGAUCUUUUGAGUGCCAUGACGCUUGUGUGCAGUUAGCACUGACCCCACACACAGGCACAUAAUGCAGCCACUCUUUUGGUCUGUCACACAAAGAGUUCUAGACCACAUAUCUUUGUCUUUUUUGCUGUUAUGUUUUUAUCUCCUUCCCACCUCCAUCCUUAUUGAACAAAUCAAAUAUUUAUGAAAAGGGAAGAGAGGCCA
This is a messenger RNA of Chanos chanos (milkfish), 1527 nucleotides long. It is a transcript of the gene prkacba, whose product is annotated as protein kinase, cAMP-dependent, catalytic, beta a. Gene Ontology annotation, cellular component: cAMP-dependent protein kinase complex; nucleus; cytosol. Lineage: Eukaryota; Metazoa; Chordata; Actinopteri; Gonorynchiformes; Chanidae. Gene Ontology annotation, biological process: protein phosphorylation. Gene Ontology annotation, molecular function: ATP binding; cAMP-dependent protein kinase activity. The coding region runs from base 1 to 1188 and encodes 395 amino acids. The record is from RefSeq and is a predicted model, not a curated record. The transcript has 10 exons.